AUGGCUAUCGACCCGCCCACUGCCCGCGACGCCCCUGCACGAUCCCCCCGCAUUCCUAGCAUUGCGGCUCGUCGUUCCAUCCAUGCGCGGGAAAGCGUCACCACCUUCGCCCGUGUGGGCGACCGCCACCGCCCGGCAACUCGAGGCCCACCCGUCCGUACGCGUCAGGUUGAGGACGAGGAAGAGGCGGACCGUGUUCACAAGAAGCGUCGCACGUCGUCUGAGGCUCCGGACACCGAGGCGGUGGCACCUUACCAGAGCGAAGACGAGAAUGCGCAAGCCGAUGCCGACGAGAUGCUGCAGCUCUUUGCUGACUCCGAGCCGGAGAUGGACCCGGAGACGUCGCCGUGGGAUGACCUGGACGCCGAGGACGGUGACGAUCCCGCCAUGGUCAGCGAGUAUGUCGUCGAGAUCUUCAAGUACAUGAGGGAACUUGAGCUUGCUACCUUGCCCAAUCCCCGCUACAUGGACAGCCAGAAAGAGCUUGCGUGGAAAAUGCGCGGUAUCCUCACCGAUUGGUUGAUCCAAGUCCAUGUUCGCUUCCGCCUCCUUCCCGAGACCCUCUUCCUUUGCGUCAACAUCAUCGACCGGUUCCUCUCCGCUCGUGUCGUCUCCCUGGCCAAGCUUCAGCUCGUCGGCAUCACUUGCAUGCUCAUCGCUGCGAAGGUGGAGGAGAUCGUCGCUCCGUCCGUGCACCACUUCCUCAUGUGCGCCGAUGCGACGUAUGCGGAGAACGAGAUCCUCCUCGCCGAGAAGUACGUCUUAAAGACACUCGACUGGAACCUGAGCUUCCCCAACCCGGUCCACUUCCUUCGUCGUGUCAGCAAGGCCGACGACUACAAUGUUAAGGUCCGCACGCUCGGCAAGUACUUGCUUGAAAUCGGCUGCCUCGAGUGGAGAUUGCUCGCCACGCCUCCCUCUUUACUUGCCGCCGCGGCUAUCUGGCUUGCACGUCUUGCUUUGGGUUUGGAGAAAUGGACGGCGAACUUGGCGCACUACUCGUCAUACCCGGAAAGCGCGCUUGUUCCCACGGCCUGCCUGAUGAUCAAUUACAUCAUCAAGCCCAUACGCCAUGAGUCUUUCUACAAAAAGUACGCUGGCAAGCGCUUCUUCAAGGUACGUUCCCCUCUCUUGAGUCAGUAG
Messenger RNA from Schizophyllum commune H4-8, 1143 nucleotides. RefSeq names its product A/B/D/E cyclin. The transcript is spliced from 3 exons. Gene Ontology annotation, cellular component: cyclin-dependent protein kinase holoenzyme complex; centrosome; nucleus. Gene Ontology annotation, biological process: G2/M transition of mitotic cell cycle; regulation of cyclin-dependent protein serine/threonine kinase activity. Gene Ontology annotation, molecular function: cyclin-dependent protein serine/threonine kinase regulator activity. The coding region runs from base 1 to 1143 and encodes 380 amino acids. The record is from RefSeq and is a predicted model, not a curated record. Lineage: Eukaryota; Fungi; Basidiomycota; Agaricomycetes; Agaricales; Schizophyllaceae.